Messenger RNA from Aureobasidium musti, 1827 nucleotides. The record is from the annotation of a GenBank genome assembly. NCBI's taxonomy places the organism in Eukaryota, Fungi, Ascomycota, Dothideomycetes, Dothideales, Saccotheciaceae.
AUGGACACUGAAGACGAGAGGGAGGAAGAGUUGUCGACCAUCUCGGCCAUUUACCCCGAGCUUCUCGUUGACCCAAAGGACNCCCUUGCCGCUUCCUUACAUCUCCCCGUCAACCCCUCGAGUCCUCUCGCUUUGCGCUUUCCCUCAGCGCCACCGCCAUCUCCACCAGACUCGGAGAAUGGCCACUUCAAGAACUCGUCUUUCGUACCCCAUUUCGAUGAAACCUAUCGUCUCGAACAUCUACCGCCUCUCCAACUGAAGCUCUCCCUCCCCGAAGGGUACCCUGCCGAGAAGCCGCCAACCAUCGUCCUAUCUACCACACCACAAUGGCUCCCCGACGACAAACUGAAAGAGUUGGAGCGUGAAUGCGAGAAGCUGUGGGGUGAAUAUGGUCGCUGCCAGAUUCUCUUCUCCUACAUUGACUUCCUACAACAACAAGCCGAGCAGGCUUUUGAUCUAGAGGCUACUGGUCUCGACCUGCCACCGUCCUUGAAGCCUGCUUUGCUCGAAUACGACACUAGCACCAAGAAGGCUACCUUCGAUGCUGGCACCUUCGACUGCGGCAUUUGUCUCGAGCCCAAANAAGGUUCUUCUUGCUAUCGCAUGCGUCGCUGUGGUCACGUCUUCUGCCAGACUUGUUUGCAAGACUUUUAUAACAACUGCAUCACCGAGGGCGACGUUGGAAGAGUGCAAUGUCUAGAUCCUACCUGUGGCAAGGACGCGCCGCCCGGUCAGAAAAAGAAGAGGAGAAAGGAAAAGACAUUACAUCCGAAAGAGCUGCUUGAGAUGGGUCUUGAAGAGUCCAUGAUACGUCGUUAUGUCGACAUGAAGCGCAAGAAGAAGCAGGAAGCCGACAAGACAACCGUCUACUGCCCACGUACCUGGUGUCAAGGUCCUGCUCGUAGUGAAAAGUACCCGCCUAUCCCUCAAGAUCUCUCAACGUACCCGGAGUCAUCGAGCGAAGAUGAAGACGACACUGGGACGGAGACGAAGAAGGGUCACUCUCCCUCUGAUCGACUAUCUAUCUGCAGCAAAUGCAGUUUCGCCUUUNGCAAAACCUGUUAUGCAGGUUGGCAUGGCGAUUUCGCUCGUUGCUGGCCUCGCAACCCAUCAGAACUGUCAGAGGAGGAGAAGGCUAGCUACGACUACAUCCGCACGCACACCUCACCAUGUCCCACUUGUAGCAGUCCUACGCAGAAAACUAUGGGUUGCAAUCACAUGCGCUGUAUUCAAUGUGCCACCCACUUCUGCUACUUGUGUGGUGCAUGGCUAUGCCCCGACAAUCCUUAUCAACAUUUCAACAAGCCUGGCACAGAAUGUUAUCAAAAGCUAUGGGAGCUGGAGGAGGGUGACGAAGGUCAGGAGGCUGCUUUUGUCGGUGCGAGGCGUUGGGAGCAAGAGGCUCUUGCAGUGGCCCAGGCUGCAGACAGAGAAGAAGNNCAGAGGCUCUGCAACGAGAGGGAAGACGAGGCUGCAGCAAGAGCGCUUGCAGAACAGCUCGAUGCUCAGGAUGACGCUGCAGCCAUCGCUCAGCCCGCCCAAGACAACAAUGCUCAACCUGCAGCAGCAGAGGCCGCACAACAGCCAGCACGCAGAGGUGGCAGACGCGCACGAGGUGGAAGAGUGGCUGCUUUGGACGGAAGAAGAGCAGGUCCUGCACCCCAACAACAGCAAGUCCCUGCAAACCAGCAACAGAUCGACGCAGCAGCUGCAGCUGCAUUCAGACGAUUUGUCGAGCUGGCUGUGCGCGAUGAGGAAGACGGAUGGGAUUCUGAUGAGUUGGAAGACGAUCAAGAUGAACGUUGGGUCAUUCCUGUCCGGCGAUGA